AGUCAGAUCCUGAAAGUUGUUGCAAAACUUCCUGCUGCCCCUGAAAACACGACAAAAACGGGAAGAGAUCUGACUGAGUAGAGUUUGACGGACUUGUUAUGGCCAUGGCAGAUGAAGAUGCGGUGGUGGAGGAGGGACUCAGUCCUGCUUUGAGUCCUCUGGUCCAGGUGUCCUUUCAGAGAAACGUCUUCAGAAAGCAGAAAUACCUGGAGGCGGAGCCCAAGUUCUUGGGGGUCACUCAGAUCGGUUUGAGUGCUUAUCAGAUCAUUAACUCGAGCGUGUUUCUUGCCAAUGAGCUGACCCAACCAGACGCUGAAGUCGCCUUCUUCAUCGCCUGCCUGCUCAUUGUCAUUGCCGGGAGUUUGGCUGUAGCUGCACAGAACCUUCACCUGCCCACACUCAGAGCGUGUCUGGGGAUGCAGAUUGUGGCGUGUGGAGCCUCCAUCUUCAACAUGAUCUUCACGCUGGUCAACAAUGAGAUGCAGUACUCCUGCUGGCAUUACAUGUACGAAAACACCACGAUGCAAAUGGAAGAAAUCUGCCAUAACAUCGCGAGCAUAGAGUACAAUUACUCCUCUGGAGGGGUGCUGGUUAAUGCCACUCUGCUCGCCAUCUCUGCAGCUCUGGCUGCUUACUGCUGCAAGGUGGUCAACUGCUGCGCUCCCGCUCCCAAGAUGCCGGUGAUCACCGUUGAAGCCCCUCCUGUUCCGCAGUGAGACGGAUGUUCAGCCACAGGAAGUUGAAGUUGCACUUAUUCAUUUUAUACUAACACUUCGUCUUACGGAGACAGACAACCCACAAAACAUCACACCAUCACCCAGUCUGUAGUUUUUCAUUUCAUGCUCUAACAUUUUAAAUGUUUUAUCAGACGUGUUUUAACUGGUAACACUGAAGCAGCUGGUGGAGACCAAAAACAGAGCUCACAAGAGAAUGUUUUAAUAUGAUCGUUCACAUCAUAUUAAUAAUGAUGUCUGUCAGCUCUGUGUGUAGCUAAUAUGUUCUAAAAAAUGCUAAAUCUUUUUUUUAAUCAAAGCCUUGUAUUUAGAGCCGUCACUAUUAGCAUGUCCAUCAAUUAAUCCAGAGACCUUAACACUUUUUUUUACUUUUUUUUUAAUUUUAUUUUUUUAAAGUUAUGUUUUUGGCCUUUUUGCCUUUAUUAGAUAGUACAGCUGAAGAGAGACAGGAAAUGUGGGGAGUAGAGAGUGGGGGAAGACAUGCAGGAAAUGGUCGACUUGCCGGGAAUCGAACCGGCGACCCCUGCGACAAGGACUGCAGCCUCUGUACAUGGGGUGCUUAGACCGCUAGGCCACCAGCAACCCCAGACCUCAACACUUUAAUACGUUUUUAACACAGAUUUAUCACGAUUUUAACAUUUUUAAUGCAAAUGUACACAGUGCCUCUUUCACCUAAAUUAGCUUUUAGAAACAUUAAAUGAUAACAAAUGUUGGUGCAGACUCACGGCAGAGAAAGUAAGAUCAGCUUGUGCUCGUGUUGUGAGUUUACAGGGUCACUCUUCAGACUGUAACACCGGGAGCUGAUAGACGCAUUCACACUAUCAGGCUCAGAGAAGACCAAUGUUCAGGAGUUAUUAAACCAAGUGAAUCACAGGUGCGUGUGAUGUUAUUGUGGACAGAGGGGGAAAUAAAAACACUGCAGGUACUCCACCAAUCGGAAACAUUCAGCAUUACAGACCCCGUCCCCAAAGUUCCUGGACCUUUUGAAAGUCCUAACCCACCCCCCUGAGGCAUUUCAAGGAAAAUUAACUACCCAGGAACUAAACUUAGACCCUGGUUCCUGCUGUCAAAACGGGCAGAGUUACACAAAAGGUCCAUAGUUCCUGGGGAAAGUUCCUACGGUCAAAAAGCACCUUUUGUUUUCAUUCUCAGGCGGUAAUGGUCGGCUGAACAUACACUGAUGUGGUCAGGUUGGGGUGUAUGGAAACAUCUGGCUAACGCAGUUGUCUGAGCGGUCCUUUGUUAGAGUCCAUAAUGUUUCUUUAGGGUGUGAAUGAUGAGCUGAAUGGGUUCAGGUACUUUAAGCAGGGCUACAGGGGUGGAUCCAGGAGGUGGCUAGGGCCCCAAUUACAACAUAGGCCACACCAAAUCCUAAAUAGGUCACUUCAGCUCUAUUGCAAAAAGCUGCUAGUGGCUUACUUUAAAUUCCAUCGUGGUACAUUUUAAGUUUUUUUCAAAUAUGUAUUACUCACACAAUAUAUGUUUAUUCAUUUGUCAAUUUUGUUAUUUUUAUAUUGUGUUAAAAAUGCCAGGAAAGUACAGUAAUGGUAUGAAUGUAGGAUAUCUCUGAUUAUAAGUUGCCCCCUAAUUUUAAGACUAAUAUUUGAAGAAGACCUUUUAACGACCAAAUUUUAUAUUUUUUUAUAAAGAAAACUAAUUUCACUGCAAAAAAACAAUAUCAGUUGAAGUUUUUAACAAAUUUUAAAUAAAAACAUGUUCAGUGUCUUUUAAAAUUAAAUUGUCGAUUUUAACUUAAAAAAACUUGUAAAUUGAGCACGUCUGGUAUCUGUAUUUAAAUACCAUGAAAAUCAAAAUAACCUGCCUCUUGUCAGAUAGAUGACAGCUCAUGUUAUGGGCUCUCCAUCUUCAGACAUUACUCUCUGGAUAACCUUUAUCUCAAACUCAGAACCGCAACUUUGCCUACUUCUGAGUCUCUUUGUUCUAGACUAUCACCGUAUCUCUUCACCGUUCAUCCCUCUGCUGCUGAGGUUGUGAGCGAUGGCUGGCCCUCCACUUUUGUGAACAAACUCUGACAUUUAAAUGUCCAGACUGACACUUUUUACACGUUUUGGGUCUAAAUGACACUCAGGUAUGAAGUUUUAAAGAGGCCCAGGUACAUUUAUCUGAAGGGUCCACUUUCAUCGUCUUCUCCAGUGAUAGAAAUCAAACCUCAUGUAUAUUAACUGAUUAUGUUGAAUGUAAAAAGGCUGAUAAUGACUGCUAAAUCAUGUGUGCCAUGUUUAUUGUGUAUCCCUACAUAAAAUGAAGGAUUUAUUAUAA
Messenger RNA from Notolabrus celidotus (New Zealand spotty), 3014 nucleotides. RefSeq lists its product as uncharacterized. Lineage: Eukaryota; Metazoa; Chordata; Actinopteri; Labriformes; Labridae. Bases 99 to 716 code for a protein of 205 amino acids. The record is from RefSeq and is a predicted model, not a curated record. The transcript is spliced from 7 exons.